GUUAUAUAACAAUAUAAAUCGUCUUACUUCAUAUUAUCUCAAAUACUGUUAUCACAGUCAUCAAUUGAACAAUGAUACUAACAGUGUGAAUAGCUCAACUGUUUAUUUGUUUGAAAAUUACCUGUUUCUUUUAUAACAGGGUUGCUAAAUGCUUGGUUGGAACAAAUGGAUUCUGUAUUGUUUAACACUGUUCAACACCCUUUAUUGGAUCUCUGGAUGCAUAGCGUUAAGCAAUGGAAUUUAUGAAUUCACCUACAGUGAUUAUUAUUUCCUGAGAGGAAAAUAUGCUCUUGCUUUAUUUAAUGGAUCCUAUGUAACAUGUACAUGUGGAUUAUUUAUCCUUAUUACUAGUCCAUUAGGAUGGGCUGGAAUUCUGUCAAAAUCAAGGAGUUUGUUAGUACUGUUCUGUAUAAUACUAGUACUUAAUGGAAUCUGUUUAUUGGGCUGUGGAAUAUGGUCAUCAAAGUAUUCUGAAAAUAAUUAUUUUGAAUUGGAAGAAAUGUUUAAUAGAUUAUUGAAAAAUUACGAUGAAAAACGUUUAAUGGUCAAUGAAGAUACCAAAUUCUUUAAUUAUCUCCAGUAUAAACUUGAUUGCUGUGGUAAAUUAAGCGUUAAAGAUCUAUCAGAUCACAAACCACUUUUAGCAUGUGGAUUAAAAGCUGCUGAAAAGAAAGGUUGUUUGCUUAAACUCAUUGGUUUAACAAAAUCAGGACAAUUUCGUACUGCUCUUAUCAGUUUCUGUAUAGCAGUUUGGCAGUUUUUGGGCAGCAUACUUUGUUCACUGUUCACCUGUACUAACCGGAGUCACAAUUAUCAUCAUGAACAGAAAAAAAGGAUCUCGAAGGCAAGAUUGAUGACAGCAUAAGGGAAAAGAAAUUGAAAAUAAAAUUGACAAGGAAAUGAAUUAAGAAAACGAAAGAGGAAUAUGUUGACAAGAUGGAACAUAAUUUACAUCAGAUGUUAGCGUAUGCGUGCGUACGCACAUAUGUGCUAGUUUAUAAAUGAAUAGAUAAAGUAAAUGAGCUAAAACUAACCAAAUAGAAUCCUUUUGAAAAUUUUUUUGCAAUUAAAAUGGUUUUAAUUAUUUCAGUGUGAG
This is a messenger RNA of Heterobilharzia americana, 1096 nucleotides long. The record is from the annotation of a GenBank genome assembly. NCBI's taxonomy places the organism in Eukaryota, Metazoa, Platyhelminthes, Trematoda, Strigeidida, Schistosomatidae.